AGGUUUCGAAAAUCUAACGACGAUGAAGGGCAAAAAGGUAAAUAGACAAUAGAUACAGUUGGAGAUGGUUGUUAUUCUUCAACGGUCAGUUGCAAUCCGAAGUUAGGGAGAGGGGAGAAGAGAAAAAGAGGGAAGGAAUGAGGGAAGCGGAGAGAGACGGGAAUGGAGGCAAAACCUCUGUAGGUGUUCCGCCAUUUUUGUUUCUCCUUCCCCUCUUCCUCUUCUUUUCCUCUGUUUUUCCUUUUCAGAUCUUCUUCUGGAGAGAAAAAGGACGAGAAGGCGGGACGAAGCCUAAUUUCCUUUUCGUUUUUCCCCCGCUCGAUCCGAGUUUCUGGUACAUUUCUCUAUCAAUCUCGUUUUCUAUUUCAAGAUUCUUGAGGCUUUGAGCAUCCUAGAACGAUAAUGGAAGCCAAGGAGCCAAUACAAGGAGUUAUUCAAGCCUCCAAUGGUCUAGAAGAGACGAUUCGUGUUUCGAUUAGGUUAAGGCCUUUGAACGAAAAGGAAUUGACGAAGAACGAUUCGUCCGAUUGGGCAUGUCUCAACAAUAACUCCAUCAUAUUUAGAAGUACUUUACCAGACCGAGCUAUGUAUCCCCAAUCUUACACAUUUGAUAGAGUAUUUGGAUGUGACAGUACGACAAAGCAAGUUUAUGAAGAAGGGGCUAAGGAAGUUGUUCUUUCAGUCGUCAAUGGCAUUAACUCAACAAUUUUUGCAUAUGGGCAAACAAGCAGUGGAAAGACAUACACCAUGAAUGGAAUCACGGAGUAUUCUGUGGCAGACAUUUAUAAUUACAUGGAGACGCAUCAAGAAAGAGAAUAUGUGCUCAAGUUCUCAGCGAUUGAGAUAUACAAUGAAGCUGUGAGAGAUCUCCUUAGCUUUGAAAAUGUCCCACUUAGACUUCUUGAUGAUCCUGAGAAAGGAACAGUUGUUGAGAAACUUACAGAGGAGACAUUGAAAGAUAGGAACCAUCUCCAAGAGCUUCUUUCCUUUUGUGAAGUUCAAAGAAAGAUUGGGGAGACGACUUUGAAUGAAGCUAGCUCCAGAUCCCAUCAAAUCUUAAGACUAACAAUUGAAAGCUCAGCUCGGAAAUUUAAGAAGUCAGAAAGUGGGAGCAGUCUGACGGCUACAGUGAAUUUUGUUGAUCUUGCGGGAAGUGAACGAGCUUCCCAAACAAUGUCGGCUGGUACAAGGCUCAAAGAAGGUUGCCAUAUAAACCGGAGUUUGCUGUCCCUGGGAACUGUUAUUCGAAAAUUAAGCAAAGGAAGGACUGGGCACGUACCUUAUAGAGAUUCCAAGUUAACACGCAUACUGCAGAAUUCUCUAGGGGGGAAUGGUCGAACAGCUAUCAUUUGUACUAUGAGUCCUGCACGUAGCCAUGUUGAACAAUCAAGAAACACAUUGCUAUUUGCUACUUGUGCAAAGGAGGUGAGUACAAACGCACAUGUAAAUGUGGUAGUGUCAGAUAAGGCAUUGGUGAAGCAGUUGCAGAAGGAAUUGGCUAGACUUGAGAGUGAGAUGAAGAACAUAAAACCACUUCCUGUCAAAGGUGAUUCUAAUUCCUUGUUGAAAGAGAAGGAAAUUCUAAUUGAGCAGAUGGACAAAGAGAUCAAGGAAUUGACUCGGCAGCGUGAUCUUGCUCAGUAUCGUAUCGAGAAUUUAUUGCAUUCGGUUGGAGAAGAUAGGAUAUUUAAGCGAAGUGAAAGCACAGUCCAAAUAGUGCCGGAAACAAUGUCGGAAACAAUGUCGGAAACAGUGCCGGAAACAAUGUCGGAAACAGUGCCAGCAACAGUGCCGGAUCUGGUUGAGCUAGAUCUAGAUCUACGUUCUGAUGACUCAAGUCUCAAGACUUUUGACACAUUUAAUGGACAAGGACAAGAAGAGAAUAGCCCUCACAAGGUUAAUCCUCUAUUUUCUACGAGUCAUGAUGAUGAUUUUCUAUUAGAUAGCAGCACUCCUGAGUUGGCUGGACCUUAUCCUUAUAACAACUGGGAAGAGGUUGCUCAACGUGUUCGAGCAAAUUCCGAAGAUAGUUAUAAGGAUGUUCAAUGCAUUGAGCUGGAGGAAUCAAACCAAACACCAAAUGAAAAUGUUGAGUUGGCUUUAGCUAGAUUGGAAGACAAUGAAGGACAGAUGAUCAGUACUUCUCGCACUAAUCAAGUGACAUCCCCACAAAGGAAGAACAAGGAGAUAGUUACAAUCAACAAAGAUUAUGUUAGCGGUGGUUUUAUGCCGAACACUGCGGAGCCGAAGAGAACAUUAAAUUGUAUUGUAAAUUUUUAUCCUGCUGAGCAAUCAUUCAGCUCAAUUGAAGCAGCAAAAGAUCGGUUUCAAAACUUAAAGUUGACCAGAAGCAAAAGUUGUUUGACUGUUCUAAUGGAACUCCCACCUUCUACUUGGGUUGAGAAGCCAGAGACGGAUAAGAAAGCUCAGCACAAUGGAUCUGAAAUAAACUUCUCUGGACUAGCAGAAGGUAGUCGGAGAAAGCGCGGUUUAAGCUGCGGAAAUUUAGAAACCGAGGAGUCACAAUCGGUAUGUAAUCGUCCUUCGGAAGAUAAGGCUUUGGAAAUAAUAGAAGAAGAUGACGAUGAUAAUACGAGUGUUCUCAACUUCGCUACUGGGAAAAAAGGAAAGAGCAAAAAUCGGUUAAGGAAGCGAUCAACCCACGGUUCGCGGCUGGGGAGGACCCCCAAGAGGGAAGAAGCUAAAGAAACCACACAAGAUGUUGGAUUGGAGGAGGAACAAGAUUUUCAAUCGCAUUCAGAUUGGCUUUUGGAGUUCCAAGGUCAACAGAGAGACAUAAUUGAGCUUUGGGAUGCAUGCAACGUACCAUUGGUUCACAGAUCUUAUUUCUUCAUCCUUUUCAAAGGAGACCCUUCAGACGCAGUAUACAUGGAAGUAGAGCUUAGAAGGUUGUUCUUUAUAAGGGAAGCCAUGUCUCGAUCAACCAAUGGAUUUGGAAGGAAUGACGCCAUCACACAAGCUUCGAGCUUGAAGACUCUAAACCGAGAGAGAGAGAUGUUGGUGAAGCGAAUUAAGAAGAAGUUCUCAGUGAAAGAAAGAGACACCCUUUACAAGAAGUGGGGAAUAGACUUGAAGACAAAGCAAAGAAGCAUACAAUUGGCAAAAAAGCUAUGGACAAGAACAAAGGACUUCGACCAUAUACACGAGAGUGCAGCCCUUGUGGCCAAGCUGCUUGGAUUUGUGGAACCAUCGCAGGUGUCAAGGGAGAUGUUUGGGCUGUCCUUCUCGCUACAAUCAUUGGAUCAGAGAUCUUUUCCAUGGAAAAGGAAUAUGUCUCUUCCAUUUUGAGGUUUGAACCAUUAUUUUAUUAGUACAUAUUUUGACGUGUAUGUAAUGAAAAUUUUUCUAGAAGAUGGACAAUGUUGUGUUGUGUUCAUCUUUGUUGAUGAUGUAUUAUUGUCAAUCUAUUUGUUUGACUUCUUGUUCAUGUGUAUAUAAAUACUUGGAAAGAGGACCAUUUUUUUCCCCUCCUGUGAUGGGGGAGUGAGAACUUUUAUAGGUGAAGGAUUGAAGGAUUAUGAACCA
Molecule: messenger RNA, 3546 nt
Organism: Cucurbita maxima (winter squash)
Lineage: Eukaryota; Viridiplantae; Streptophyta; Magnoliopsida; Cucurbitales; Cucurbitaceae
Product: kinesin-like protein KIN-7E
Exons: 12
Coding region: 403-3309 (968 amino acids)
Biological process (GO): microtubule-based movement
Molecular function (GO): microtubule motor activity; ATP binding; microtubule binding
Source: RefSeq, a predicted model, not a curated record